AUGCCAUGCGAGGAGGCGACAAGAUCGACGGACUUAUCGACGAGGACCACCGCCCUAAAACACGAUACAUCGUCGAGUAGCGCCUGCGGAUCGGAAGAGGCCGAAACGAAUGGGGAAGAGGAGUGGCUCGCGGAGGCUCGACCGUACCUCUUUGGCUGUGGAUACAAGGAAUUUACGGAACGGCACCGGUGCGGGUAUCGGGUCUGCAACGACUGUUUCCAGCAGCAGAUGAUGACGUACAUCCUGGAGCUUGUGGAGAAUGGGAUAAGGAGCGAGGACGGGGAGCCGUCGCUGCUUGCCAGAAGGCAGCAUCUCAGCUUGCUGAGGCAGGCUGGCAAACCUCGGUAUGGAGAUCUCGGGGAAGAUUGGCAAACGCCAGGUGAGGUGUGCGCACAAGAUCCGACAUGGCCAGGCUACCCUGCCCCGCUGAACGAUGGCAUGGUCAAGGUUGAAGACCCGGAACUCCUUGUCAACCCAGCUCCCGUGGCUUAUCGAGCGGCUCCCGGGAUGAUGGACGAUAUCUACGAUGGUCCGUUUGUCGACGGUGGUCAAUUUGAGCCUGCCCCAACCCAACUACUGCAGCAACAGCAAGUUUUGUAUCCGGGCCAGGCUGAACCGUAUCUUUACCAAAACCCAGGGCCGAGUUUUCAACCAACUGGCUUGGAGGAUCCUGGCAUGUUCGCCAUAGACCCUCAGCUACUUGAUUGGCAGCAGAGCGAGCCUCAACUGUUAGAAUUUUUUAUGCAGCCGGCCCCGGCGCCUAUCGAAGCAGCACCAACCGGGGACCCGGGUCCAUGUGUAGAAGAUGUGAGAGACACUGCGAGUGCGGAUUUCCUGAAUUGGGAGGCCAGUGUUGAAGCCCAGGCAGGUGGGCAUGACCCGGCGUUUACACACCUGCUUGAGGAGGCCGUCAGCGGCGGGGAUGUGGGGAGUCAUAUGUGGAAUCAAGAUGUGGUUUGGGGCGCAAGCGGAUAUUAUUCAUGA
Clonostachys solani is the source of this 984-nucleotide messenger RNA. The record is from the annotation of a GenBank genome assembly. NCBI's taxonomy places the organism in Eukaryota, Fungi, Ascomycota, Sordariomycetes, Hypocreales, Bionectriaceae.